AUGUCUGCUCCCACUGAGACCCCUAUUGCUCCGGGUGGGCCCAUCGACGAUAACGAUGUGAAUCAUUGGAAGGAUCGCUUCAACGAUGUCUUGUCUCGACCUGGCGAGCAUGUCAACUCGAGAUCCCCGGCUGGUGCUGCGGGCUGGGCCACACACCUUUUCGACUGCUUCAACCCCAUUGACCUUUGCCUCAUCACUUGCUGUGUCCCCUGUGUCACAUUCGGCAAGACUCACCACCGAAUCAACAAGAAUGGCAACAUGGAGGGCUAUGAGCCCGUCAACACCUCCUGUCUUCUCUUCUGCGGCUCUGGUUGCUGUGGACUUCACUGGAUCCUCGCCAGCAUGCAGCGUGCCACGAUCCGCGAAAAGUACAAUCUCGAGGGCAACUGCAUCGAGGACAUUGCCAAGUCCUUCUGCUGUGGUUGCUGCAACCUCAUUCAGCUAGAGAAGGAGACGGAGCACCGCGAGGCGCUCUUGAGGAACGGCAACUCGGAGCAGUACAAGGCGAACACUGGCGGCAUGGUGUAUCCCGGAGCCAACUAA
Molecule: messenger RNA, 543 nt
Organism: Trichoderma virens Gv29-8
Lineage: Eukaryota; Fungi; Ascomycota; Sordariomycetes; Hypocreales; Hypocreaceae
Exons: 3
Coding region: 1-543 (180 amino acids)
Source: RefSeq, a predicted model, not a curated record